AUACAUGGAGGCAGGAUGUUAUAUUCAUAAUAAAUAAAUAAUCUUUAAAAAAAUAAAACAUGGGAGAUAGAUGUUAGUCUGUAGUGAAAACCAAUUCAUGGCCGUCCCUAGGCCUCAGAGAAGAGGGCAUCACCUCCCUGAGUGCAGCAGAGACAUCUGAAGUACUAACGGUUUCCUGGUAGGCCAUGUCCAUAGCCUCUCUUCCAGCCUCUACCAUAAGCUGGGAUGCUUGGAGGCUCCGGGACUGCCUUCCUGGGAACUAGACUCUGCAUCUAUCUUCCAUCUUCCUCCAGUUCCCCCUCCAUGCAGCCAGGGUAAGCACUUUUAAAACUCAGGUUGGAUUCUGUCAUCACUCUAGAGUCUUCCAGAGAAGUCAGAAUCCUACAGAGACUUCUAGACCUUACCUGUCCAAACUCAGCUGCAGCUGCCCUUUCCCAGAUUUCUACCCACAGGCUUGCUCUCCAGAGACCACAGUGUGAAACUGGCUGGUCAACAUCUUUCUGUCCUAGUAGACUUCAUGAGGGGAAGACCCAGUGUUUGCUUCAACUUGUAUACCCAGGGCCUAACAGUACUGAGCCUGGAGGGAAGCCCUCGGGUUCCAUGCUUCAGUCUCUCUGGGUCUUGUGACUCACUCUCAAAGUUUGUUGACUGUUUGGUACCACAAUGGGAUACAAGUAUCAAAAGGACAGUGGCUUUAUGUACCAGUGUGACUUACUGCACCAGGGGUCCCAUGGGAUGGGCUUAACUGAAAAUUGGAGGCCGAGCAUGAUGAAAACGCCCCCGCUCAAAGGGAUCAGAUACAUGAGGCAUCGUGGAGCAAAUGUACCCUCGGCUGACCUGGUAAAGAGCUUAAGACUCUGCAAAACAUCAGCUGGACCAGUAGAUGCCACAGGACCCCUCCAUCUCUGGCCUCCUCCCAAGCUGGUCCUUUAGCCCUGGGGGCCUUGCCCUGCCAAGCCUGGGCCAGAGAAGGAGGAGAUGGGGUGAGUGGGAGGGGCCGAAAGAGCAGCAAGGCGCCUGCCAUGACCUACAUCUGUUCCUGCUCUGCCUGUCCACCGCCAGACAGCUCAGAGUCCCUGGCAGCCGGCAGCAGCUGCAAAGAGGGAGGAAGGAGAGUGAGGAGGCUGGAGGCUGGUGGGCCCUUCAGAUCAUUCCUGAAGUUGCAUGGCACUGGAUCCUUGAGCACCUCAGACUCCUACUUCUUUGCUUCUUAACUGAGUCUUCAGGAAGCAAAGGAGAUCAGUCUCCACCCUCAGAAGAGCAAGAAGAAGCUGGAACUAUGGCAGGAAAGCCUGCUAAGAAGUCCUCCAUCCCUGGGGUGAGCAUCUGGCAGCUGGUGGAUGAGAUCCCCGAAGGCUGCAGCACACCAGAUUUCAAGCAGAAGCCUGUCACCCAGGCUCUACCAGAAGGGAAAAAUGCCAUCUUUCGGGCAGUGGUCUGUGGGGAGCCCAGACCCGAAGUGCACUGGCAGAGCACCAAAGGAGACCUCAGCGACUCCAGCAAGUACCAGAUCUCCUCUGCUCCUGGCAGCAUGGAGCAUGUGCUGCAGAUCAACAAGCUGACAGGAGAGGACUCAGAUCUGUACCUCUGCACUGCAGUGAAUGCCUACGGAGAAGCCACGUGCUCAGUGAGGCUCACUGUCAUUGAAGUGGGUUUUCGGAAGAACCGAAAAAGGCAAAAGGAACCUCAGGAGGACCUCAGGAAAGAGCUAACGAAUUUUCGGAAGAUGCUAAAAAAGAGGACCCCACCUCCAGUCCCUGAAAAAAAGAUGGAGCCUGAACAGGUGUGGCAGCUGCUCAUGACGGCGGACCGGAAGGACUACGAGAAGAUCUGUAUGCAGUACGGCAUCGUCGACUUCCGGGGCAUGCUGCGCAAGCUGCAGGAGAUGAAGAAGGAGCGGGAGGACAGAAUGGCACAGUAUGUCAACGCCAUUACCAACUUGAGACACGUCAGGGUCACCAAGGAAGGAGUGGCCACAUUUGACCUGGAGCUGGAUCUCAAGGACCUUGAGAGCAAGAUUUACCUGUACAAGGAUGGUGAGAUGAUCCCCUAUGGCUUUGAUAACCAGACCAAGCACUGUCUGAGACGGUUGGGGAAACGCUACCACUUCCUGAUCCAGGACCUGCAGCCUGAGGAUGCUGGCCUUUACCAGGUCAUGGUGGAGGAUGCUGUGGUCUUCUCCACACAGCUAGAAGCCAACACCAUCCCCCCCAGAGUGGUGGUCCCGCUGGCAGAGGCCCGCUGUGAGGAGCAGGGUGAUGCAGUCUUUGAAUGUAUACUCUCCAAUCCUUGUCCCAAUGCGACCUGGCAUUUCCAGCACAGAAAACUGAGGCUCAGCGACAAAUAUGAAGUAUUUGUGUCCCCUGAUGGGCUAACCCACCGGCUGGUUGUGAAGGGGGCCAGUUGCUCAGACAUGGGCCUCUAUUCGCUGAACACUGGACUCCAUACCUCCAGUGCCUGGCUGGUGGUUGAAGGUGGGAAGGAAAAAGGCCCUCAGACCACAGAUACUGACCACCGACUGCAAACUCCAGAAGCCCUGGCCUCAGAAGCAGAAGCCUCUGGGGACAUCGGCAGCAAGGGAGGGCAACCCAGAGGGCAGGGCUUCCUCGAGGAGACUAGUGGGGCACAGCGCACAGCAGGCCCAGACAGGGGAGCCUUUGACAAGCAUGGCUGUUCCCUGGUGCAGGGUGAAGACAUAGUUAAUUCAGCCUGGGGCCCUGGGCAGAACAAAAAGGGCUUUCUGGAAGAAGAACAAGGCAGGGUCACUCUUCCCGGGGACAGUCAGCCACACAGAGAGGGAGAGUGUCGUGGAAGCCUUCCUGGAAGGUCUCAUCUCCGGGGAGGGGACACAGAAUCAGAAGUGAGCUUUGUAGGGAGACAAAAAGGUCAGGGCAGAGAUGACAGUGGGAAUAGCAGAUGGCGCACAGCAGGAGGUUGGAAGGCUGGCUCCAGCCACCCUCAGGAUGGAAGACUUGAGAGUAACAGAGAAGGAAGGGAGCCCAGAGAGGGCUGUGGCAGUGAACUGGACAGACAUGUCCAGGGACAACUCCACGACCCUCACCUGGCAGCUGGGGCAGGGCAAAGGGUGCUGUGGGCAUCCCAGUCUGAUGCCGAGGGGUUUCAACUGAGAAAGGAAGGGGCAGAAAUGUGGGGUGAUCAUAUGGAUGAGAUGGAAGGAAGGAGUGUCCUGAGCAGGGAGAGGGGAACAGAGGCAGGUUGGGCUAGUAAGGCCUGCCUUGGCGUCACUAGAGGCCACAAUACGGCAGGAAGCCCUUGCAUCCCUGAGUUUCCUAGAGGAAGAAGUUGCAACCCUGAGGUAGGCAUGGGCCCUGAUUGCUGGGUGACUCAAGCAGGUGGAGAUUCUGGCCAUGGAGACGCUGGGGUGUACUGGGAGGCAGGGGGAUAUCCAGGACAGACAUUGGCUGGCAGUGACACCCAGAAAUCAUCCCUAUCUGGAGGCGGGAAACUUCUGGGGUGCAGGAGUCCUGAGGCCAAAGCCGAGGGCUCUUUACACAGCGUAGGUGGUCAUGGGGUUGUGGGGAGGGGCUACAAAACUGUCCCUGAAGGCCUAGAAGAUCCCAGGGACUGGAAAGGUGGCCUACAAGAGCUCCAGGGAAGGGACGGCCAACGCACAGCUGGAGCCUUGGGCAGGACGGAGGAAGGCUCCAGACGUUUUCAGUUUCCUCAGAGACGGACAGUGUGGCAGAGGGAAGCAGGGGAUCCAGGCAGAACAGAGACCCAUGAAAACACGAGUCCUCAGGGUGACACGUGGUCCAAUCUCAGAAAGACUGGGGCCCACUUUGGGUCUGGAGUGCUGGGAUCCAGUGGGAAGGAAGGGACCAUGGAUGGUUCCCAAGUAGCUGGACUAACAGUGUCUAGUCAAAGGGUAGAUGCCAGAAACCACAGGCUAGUUACAUCUCCAGGCCUGGCCGUCCAGGGCUCUGGGGGAGCACUGGGAGACAUGGAAGGAUUAGGAGACCCAGGGGUGGUAGGAUCUGAAGCAGAUUUCUGGAAUGGGUCAGAGAGGUCUGGAGAAAAAGGGUCCAGAGGUGGGAUGGACUACAAGGGAAGCUUAGGAGGUCCCGGGUGGGUGGAGUCUAGGUAUGAGGAGGGCUUCGGGUGUUCUGAAGGGAUGGGUUCUAGGGAUGGAGUUACCUAUCAUGGUGGCUCAGGGGUGCCAGAAGGAACGGGGUCUGGUCUUGGCAUUGGUUGUAGAGCCACCGGUGGGGCACCUGUGGAGACAGAGUCUGGGGAAUGGGGUACUUACAGGCAUGACUCAGGGGUGUCUGGGGGACUGUGGUCUGGAAACAAAGGUCAAUGUGGUACUACAGGAAAGGUGUCUGGGAGAGAUGCCAGCCUCAGAAAUGGCUCAGGUGGCCAUUGUGGAGUGGCCAUUCAUGAAGCCCCGUGCUGGGACAUAUUUCAAGGCCAGGGACAAACAGGUCCCAGUGGAGAACACUACUCUGACAGUGACCCAGGGAGUCCUGGGACAGUGGGAUCUGUGGGUGGAGAUGGUAUGGAGGACUCUGGAACAGUGGGAAAGGUUGGGGACAGACACAUGGAAGCAGAACCAGGGGAUUCUGGAAGAAUACAUUCUUGGGGUCACACUGGAGGUUAUGAGGGUUUCAGAGUCCCGGGGGCCUCUAGAGAAGGAGACUUUGAAGAUGAAACUGGGGUUCCAUUACCCAUGGAACCAGGAUCUCUGGGGAGAGGGGACAAGGAAGGAGACGGAGAAAGGACUGGGUUCCUUGGUGUCAGGACCGCUGGAGCCAGGACUGGGAAUUUGGGCAAAGCCAGGCACCCUGAGGCACUAUCUCCUCAUGGUGAGGCUGGUUCCGAAGGCCACUGUGCUCACAUACCUGACGGUUUAAGUUACAGGGAUGGAUGGGGAAUUCCAGAGCCUCGGGGAACCGAGGACAGAACAGCUUAUGGAGAGGGGUCAAGAGGUCUUGGGUCUGAGAGAACAGAGUCAAAGGGUCUUGGGCCCAGAAGAAUAGGGCUAGAUGAUGAAGUAGCAUUUAAAAAUGUCUCAGGAGGCCUCAGAGGCAUGGGGCCAGCAGGUGAGGCAAGUUAUACAAAUGCAGCUGGGGGCUCUGGGGCCAUGGGAUUGGGGCGCAAGGUAGAUUAUGGGAAUGAGAGUGGGUGUUCUGGAGUUUUGGGGUCAGAGAGGGAGGCAGGUUAUAAGAAUGACAUCCAGGCUCACAAAGCCAGGGAAUUAGGGAGUAAAGCAGACCAUAAGAAUGGCUUAGGAGCUUCUGAAAUUAUUUCAUUAAAGGACGAAGCCAGUUAUCAAGGUGGCUUAGAACAUUCUGGAGGCAUUUUGUUGUGGAAUGAGUCAGGUUUAAGGGACGGCUUAGGAGAAACAGGACGAAUGGAACUCAAGAAUGAAGUUGGUUAUAGGGGAAGCUCAGUGGGGCCUGGGAAAAUGGGGUCAGAGAGUAGACUGCACUAUGCAGACAGUUCAGGGAGGCUAGGAGGGCCAGGCUCACUGACGGCACGGAGAGAACAUGAGUCCACGGGUCUUGGGUCAGGAUGCCAGGCAGCAGCAGAGGUAGGCAGAGAGAAGGGCAGAGGAAUGGGGCUUGCAGAUGAGACAAGGCUUGGGGUGGGCUCUGGGGUGGCUGGGAUACCCAACACUAACGGUGGCAUAGCACACAGGGACAGUGCUAUGGGCCAUGGGAAGCUGGGGACACCAGGAGGGCCACAUAUCUUUUCAGGUGGGCAGAGUAUCAAGAACAGUCUUGGGAACUGUGGACUCGCAGGAAUUCCUGAAGACUUGGGGGCUAUUGGUUCUGUGGGGAAAUCAGGUAUCAGGGAAUGGAAAGAUGAUUCUGGUUUCCCAGGGUCUCCUAGGGACAGUGGGGCUCCCAGCGAGGAGGGAGGAUCUGUAGACCAAGCAGGAGUCAUGGGGACUUCCAGGCUUCGUGGUGGUAGAGGGACAGUGGGGGGUGACAGUGGGUCUGGGGUAGCCACUCUGGGGUCAGGAAAUGACUCAGACUCUAGUCAAUCAGGCCUGGAGACAACGGGCCGGUGUAGAGUUGCUGGCCAGGGGGAAGUGACACCUCAGGGAUGUGGGGGCCCCCUGAAAGGCAGGAGGAGGGGAACCAGUUCUGGAAGCUUGUCAGGGGCAGGCCAGGUGAUAGACAGCAGCUCUACACCUGGGAGAGAGACCAAGUCAAUGUCAGGGCCUGGCAGUGGGCAAGACAGGAGCCACACUCGGGCUCCAGGCUGGCAAGACCAGGUUCAAGGUGGCUUCAGGGCUUCUAGACCACUGCAGGAGAAUGAUGCCAUUGUCAGGCAAACCAGGGAGGGGCAAGGAGCCUCUAAGGGCAGGGGAUACGCAACAGGACAAGAGGUUGCUGGUGAAUGUCAAGUUCCAUGCUCCUUGGAGAGUUCAGGUUUUAGAAGGGGCGGGGCUGGCUUGACCGAGGGCUCAAGUUUCCUAGGCAGAAGGAAUUCCACUGUGGGUGGACAUGGUUUCAUUUCAAAACCCCAGGAACCCCAGGAUGAAUUAGACAGUGCAUCAGGCAGAAGGGACUUCGUAAGUGUGUCAGGAGGAACCCAGGAGCCAGGUUUUCAACUAGGGACAGGGCAGGGAGAUGGAAGAGGAUCCCUCCAGGAGUGGGGGUCCUGGGAGACUAAGACUGGCACCAUCCAAGGAUCCGAAGCCUCAAGGAAGUAUGAGGGGCAGGAAGAAAAAGACCCUGGCUGGUUGGGCAGGAAGCCUGGUCCCUGUGGAAGCACAUUUCAGACACAGUUUGGAACUGAAGUUGCAUCAGCAAGGAGAGAGGCUACACAUAGGGCCAGAAGCCUGGGGCAUUGGACUAGCAGUGAGGACAGAGGGUCUCUGAGAGAAUCCUGGAGUGAAGAUGGGAGGCCAGAUCCCCACAGGCAUCUUGGCAGCAGGAGAGAUACCCAAGAUGGCAGGCCAGAUGUCUGUGGCCAGGGACAAGAUGCUACCCAGAGCCCCAGAUCCAGAUACAAGCCUGGCCCCGGCUCUUCUACGGAGGCCCGAGGCUCCGUGGACCACUUCGCUCAGGGUCUGGUUGAUACAGAGGUGCAUCUGGGGGAAGCCGCCGUACUUUCCUGUGCCCUCACCAGUGACCUGGGGCCUGGCACCUGGUCCAAGGACGGAGUCAAGAUCACUGCCCAUGAUGGGGUCAUCUUCGAGCAAGAUGGACUCACGCACCGACUGAUCCUCACCCACGUGGAGGGGACCCAGGCUGAGAGAUACACUUUCGUGGGCGGCAGACAGCACACUGAAGCCAGUCUAAUCAUGCAGGAUAAGCCUCAGCCGCCACAGGGACCCCUGGAGGUGCAGGAUUGCCACAGAGCAGGUGUCUGUCUCCGCUGGCGGCCCCCGAGGGAUGAUGGGGGCCAGGCCAUACAACACUACGUAGUGGAGAGGAAGCAGGCUGGAAGGAGCACUUGGCUGAAGGUGGGGGAGCCCCCACCAGACAGUACCAGCUUCACUGAUGCCAGCGUGGAGCAGGGCAGGAAGUAUACCUUCCGAGUGCGGACUGUGACCUCAGAGGGAGCUGGGGAUGCCUUGGAGUCUGAGGAGGUGUUGGUGGCUCCUAAGGCUCCCCCAGGGCCCCCUUCUGCCCCAGACAUCUUCUCAGCCUCCAGCCAGAGCAUCACUCUGACAUGGGCAGCACCACGGGGCCCUGGCAGUGCCCACAUCUUGGGCUACCUGGUUGAGAAGCGCAAGAAGGGGAGCAACACCUGGAUGGCUGUGAGCAAGCAGCCAGUGUCUGAAAGGAGAUGCACUGUGAUGGGUCUGCGACAGGGCUGCCAGUAUGAGUUCCGGGUUAUGGCUGUGUCCUCUUCAGGCCCUGGAGAGCCAGGGCCUCCAUCGGAUGCUGUCUUUGCUCGGGAUCCCAUGAGACCUCCAGGGCCUGUUCGGGAUCUCCGGGUCACAGACACAUCUAACAGCAGCAUCACCCUGAGCUGGAAUUGGCCGGACACCCAGGUUGAUGAUGAAGCCCAGGGGUUUAUUGUGGAGUUGUGUGGCUCAGACAGCCUUCAGUGGAGCCCAUGUCACAUGGGCACUGUGCAGGGCACCACCUUCACAGCCAAGGGGCUGCGGCCCCAAGAAGGCUACUCGGUGCGGGUGACAGCAGUUAAUGAGGGGGGCCGUGGCCAGGCCACCUCCCUGGACUCAGGGGUUCAUGCCAUGCCUGCUGCUGUCUGUCCCAAGUUCGUCAUGGACUCCAGCGCAAAGGAUACGGUGAUGGUCAGAGUCGGAGACAGCAUUCGAGUCCCUGUGUCCUUUGAAGCUGCCCCCUUGCCUGAGGUGACCUGGCUGAAGGAUGGCUUGCCCUUGCCCCAAAGAAUUGUGACCACAGUGAAGGAAGGCCUGGCCCAGCUUCUGAUUCCUGCAGCUAGCCUCUCGGACCGCGGCCGAUACACCGUGAUGCUGAGGAGCCCACAGGGGAAGGAGGCUGCCUACAGCUUCCGCGUCAGUGUGGCAGCAUGUCCACAAGCACCGGGACCCAUCUUCCUGCAGGAGAAUGUCCCUGGGACAGUGACAGCCCAAUGGGAACCCUCCCCGGAUGAGGCUCAGGGCAUCCCUUUGUACUACACAGUGCUGAUGCGCUCCUCGUCACAUGGAUCCUGGCGUGAGGUGGCUGACCGUGUCCACACCAACCGCUUCACCCUGGGGGUCCUCCCUGGCCAUGAGUACCACUUCCGGGUGCUAGCCAAGAAUGAGCUGGGGACCAGUGAACCUUCAGACACCAGCCAACCCUGGUGUAUCCCCAGGCAGAGAGAGAGGUUCACAGUGAAGGCUCCAGCACACCGGGAACCCGACCUGAGCCGGAAGCCCCGCUUCCUGGUGGGUCUGCGGGCUCACCUUCUGCCCCAGGGCUGCGAGUGUCGCAUGACCUGUGCUGUGCAGGGCUCACCCCGGCCCCAUGUCACCUGGCUCAAGAACGACAGAAGCUUGGACAAAAUCCCUGGGCUGUACAGCACGGACAUGCUGGGUGUGUGUUCCCUCGUCAUCCCCAGCGUGACCCUUCAGGACAGUGGCGAGUACAAGGCUGUGGCCAAGAAUCCACUGGGUCAGGCUGUCAGCACAGCCACCCUCAUUGUUACAGAAUACAGCUCCUAGCCCCACUUGGCCUGGAAUCCCAGCCUUGCCCCACCCCACAGCCACGAGAUGGAUGGGAGCAAGCGUUACUCUCGAUGCCCACACUGGCGUGGGGAGCCAGUCCAGAGUGACAGCAGAUGUUCCUCUGUGAGACGGGAACAAGAGGGCUGCUGGUGAGACGUGACCAGAAGGGCCAAAGUCGAUGGAGAAGUAGCAGGGCGGUGGAUGUGGUCUUGAGCUGAAUCAGGGUGCCCCUGGCACUGUGGCUGUCUACCCCUGGAUGGAGUUCCAGAGAGAGUGGCCCAGGGUGGAAGCUGAGCCACUGUGACCUCUGGAGUGGAAAGUCAUGGGGGGCAGGGGACCUGGGUGAGGGCAUCAAGGCUGUGGGUAUGGGGUGUUCUCUGUACUUCAUUAAAGCUGCAGACUAAGAAGGG
Molecule: messenger RNA, 9525 nt
Organism: Mesocricetus auratus (golden hamster)
Lineage: Eukaryota; Metazoa; Chordata; Mammalia; Rodentia; Cricetidae
Gene: Igfn1
Product: immunoglobulin like and fibronectin type III domain containing 1
Exons: 24
Coding region: 884-9112 (2742 amino acids)
Molecular function (GO): protein binding
Source: RefSeq, a predicted model, not a curated record